Adineta ricciae is the source of this 843-nucleotide messenger RNA. Lineage: Eukaryota; Metazoa; Rotifera; Eurotatoria; Adinetida; Adinetidae. The record is from the annotation of a GenBank genome assembly.
AUGUUUCGUCUUUUGUCUUUGAUCACUCUCAGUAUAGUUUUAUUCUAUACUAUUGGAAGUACUUUGGCUGCUGAACGAUUUGUUACUGGAAAAAUUACUCAUGAUGGUGUCAAUCAUAUCGAAAAAAAUUCCAAAGUUGAAGUUAGAUUACAAGAUAUUAGUCUGAUGGACGCAGCAGCAAAAGUAAUUGCAUUAGUAACUAUUACCCAAGCUACCGAAUUUCCCAUUCCAUUUAAAAUCGAAUAUAAUUCAGCAGAGAUCAAAUCUCAUCGUAGUUAUUCAGUAGCUGUUCGAAUCAAUGGUCCUAACAAUCAACUUCAAUUCAUAAAUGACAUGAAUAUACGCGUUGAUCUCACUAAACCAUCACCAACAGCUGAUGUUCCUGUUAUUCGAAUCGGUAAAGCCCCUAAUAUGGUGUCAUCAAAAACAAAAGAUAAGAAGGUAUGCGGACCGGUGAAAUGUCCCGGUAAAUCCAGAGUCUGUCCAUAUGGAUUUCAAAAGUUAGAUGGCUGUGAAAUUUGUAAAUGUCACGAUCCAUGUAAUCCACCAGGAAAGCCAAUACUAUGUGGACCACAUCAACGAUGUUUCGUUCAAAAAAAUGCUAAUGGUACAUUUGGUACACGUUGUGAUACGGUAGCCAAGAAACAUACUAAGAAGAUAACCGAUCCAAAAGUCGUCUGUAAACAACCCUCAGUUACUGGUCCAUGUAAAGCCUAUUUUAAGCGCUUUUAUUACAAUUCAUCAAAGAAAUCCUGUGAAAAUUUCGCUUACGGAGGAUGUGCUGGCAACGAAAACAAUUUUGCCACCAAAGCUGAAUGCGAAAAAACCUGCAAACUUCAAUAG